This is a messenger RNA of Lathyrus oleraceus (garden pea), 558 nucleotides long. RefSeq lists its product as uncharacterized. The coding region runs from base 1 to 558 and encodes 185 amino acids. The transcript has a single exon. The record is from RefSeq and is a predicted model, not a curated record. NCBI's taxonomy places the organism in Eukaryota, Viridiplantae, Streptophyta, Magnoliopsida, Fabales, Fabaceae.
AUGCAACUUGUCAAUGAGUUUUCUAAGGUUAUGCAGGGUGAGUUUGAGAUGAGUCUCAUGGGUGGGUUGAAUUACUUCCUUUGGCUUCAAAUCAAGCAACUCAACGAAGGGACAUUCGUGUGUCAAACCAAAUAUUGCAACGAAUUACUAAAGCGAUUUGGUAUGGAAGAUGCAAAAUCAAUUAACACUUUAAUGCCUACAAAUAGAAACUUGGAAAGGAAAGAAAAUGGUAAGGAUUUUGAUGUAAAAAAGUAUAGAGGUAUGAUUGGAUCUCUUCUAGAUCUUACUGCAUCUAGGCCGAACAUUAUGUUUAGCGUGUGCAUGUGCGCUCAUAAUCAAUCGACUCAUAAGGAAUCUCAUUUAAAAUCCAUAAAAUGCAUUCUUAGGUAUCUUCAUGGUAAUUCUAAGUAUGGGCUUUGGUAUUCUAAGGGAACUGAUUAUAAUUUUGUUGGUUAUAUCGAUUCUGAUUUUGCCGGAUGUAAAUCGGAUAUGAAGAGUACCCGUGGAACUUGCCACAUGUUUUUAAAUUCCUUAGUAAACUGGAAUAGUAAGAAAUAG